This is a messenger RNA of Sclerotinia sclerotiorum 1980 UF-70, 369 nucleotides long. RefSeq lists its product with no specific name. Bases 1 to 369 code for a protein of 122 amino acids. The record is from RefSeq and is a predicted model, not a curated record. The transcript has a single exon. Lineage: Eukaryota; Fungi; Ascomycota; Leotiomycetes; Helotiales; Sclerotiniaceae.
AUGGGAGUUGAUGAAAAGAAGUAUUAUGAUAAGCCAGAAGGAUCCAUAUUCUACGAUGGGUCUGAUGAAGAAAUACAAGAGCUCGGAAAAACGUGGCUCAAGGCAAAGACUGAGGCACAAAGAAAACCAAUCCGGAUGGUAUUAUUCAAGAAGGCAUUUCUUGAGGAUGGCGUGCAUUUCUUCUCCUUUUGCUCUGGUGCAUGGGAGGAAUCCCACAGUACUGAUCAUUGUCCCAUUUGUGACGAAUGUAAUGAUUGGAGAGAUUGGCAUUGCAUGGAUUGUGGAAAGUGCCAAUUUGGUAUAUCCAUCCCUUGUGAAGGUUGUGGUGGAGUGUCAAAUGCGUAUCAUGGUCAAUUGGAAUCCUUGUAA